AUGUCCAGCAGCAAGCAGUACAAGACCAUAGGCGAGGACCUCUGGAAGUCCCGCACGGAGAAAAUUAAUGCAGAGCUGUUCGCGAUGACCUACGGCGCGCUCGUCGCGCAGCUGGUGCAGGACUACGAGGACUAUCAGGAGGUGAACAAGCAGUUGGAGCGUAUGGGGUACAACAUUGGGACGCGCCUGAUCGAGGACUUUCUCGCGAAGAGCGGGCUUGGGCGCUGUGCGGACUUCCGCGAUGUGGGGGAGGUGGUGGCCAAGGUCGGAUUCAAGGCAUUCUUGAAUAUCACGCCUACAAUAGCGCAUGCGGUGCCGGGGCAGACAGCAGCGAACAGCAGGCCAUCAAGCACAACAGGAACACCACAACCGACCUCUGGCGCGUCAUUCACUCUCACCCUCGACGACAACCCGCUGGCCGAGUUCGUCGAGCUACCAGACGAUGCGCUAGAAGGGGGACUAUGGUUCAGCAACGUUUUAUGUGGUGUCUUGCGAGGAGCGUUGGAGAUGGUCCAGAUGCAAGUGUCAGCAGAGUUCGUCUCGGACGUUCUGCGCGGCGACGAGAACACGCAAAUCAGGGUACGGCUCAUCAAGUACUUGGAGGAGGAAGUACCGGUUGGGGACGAUUAG
This is a messenger RNA of Schizophyllum commune H4-8, 630 nucleotides long. Its product is annotated as TRAPP I complex. Bases 1 to 630 code for a protein of 209 amino acids. The transcript is spliced from 4 exons. Gene Ontology annotation, biological process: intra-Golgi vesicle-mediated transport; endoplasmic reticulum to Golgi vesicle-mediated transport. NCBI's taxonomy places the organism in Eukaryota, Fungi, Basidiomycota, Agaricomycetes, Agaricales, Schizophyllaceae. The record is from RefSeq and is a predicted model, not a curated record. Gene Ontology annotation, cellular component: cytosol; TRAPP complex; cis-Golgi network membrane.